Molecule: messenger RNA, 2930 nt
Organism: Notothenia coriiceps (black rockcod)
Lineage: Eukaryota; Metazoa; Chordata; Actinopteri; Perciformes; Nototheniidae
Product: bromodomain testis-specific protein-like
Exons: 6
Coding region: 1376-2203 (275 amino acids)
Biological process (GO): chromatin remodeling; regulation of DNA-templated transcription
Cellular component (GO): chromatin; nucleus
Source: RefSeq, a predicted model, not a curated record
GAGGGAAGAGAACUUCUACCCGGGAAUCUGUGAAGCUCCGCCCACAUUCAGCUCAUUGCGCACUGCAUUGAGGGGCUUCUCGAAUAUUCGGGACAGCCCGUUGUGUUGGUGCGUUUAUGUGUUUGUCUUUCUGCAGCUCAUCUCACAUACUUCUCUACAUCAGCUCAAUAUUGUUUGUGCUAAUUAAUGACUUCAUGCUCAAAGACCUCUUAAUUGAAAUUCUUGACUUUUGAUAAAACAUAUUUUAAUUGAGUGUUUUAAACCAAACAACAGGGCAGAGAGUGCACUCUACCCUCUCGUUCUUUCUCAGCCUUCAGUAGGAGACCCUCUCAGCGCCUUCUGAUACCUACUGCCACAUCAGCUAGAACACCUCUCCCUGUACUCACAGAUCAGCUUUGUCAGCAAAUACCUCUCAUUGGAAUGUCUUAUUCCUCACUCAGUGAUAUGGCUCCACAUCUCAGGCUCCCUGUUCUCCUUUUAAUUGUCCCAUAUGGUUAGUGUCAUCAGGAGACAGAAUUUUGGAAAGUUGUACUUGGCUCCCUUACUGUGGCUUAGUUCUAGUAGUGGUGAGGAGGAAAUAAGGGAACAAAUCACCGCCCCUAUGUUAGGCCUGCGCUUGACCAAAAAUGUUCCUAGUCGACCAGUAGCCGCAGUUCAAGCAAUAAGUGUUUUAGCUUCACAAAAUGGUUUCAGUUACAGGGCUGAGAAACAGUGUAAUAAGUAUACAUCAACAUCAUGGUUCAUGUAUAAAACAUAUUAUACAUAAGUGUAAUAAAGAGCCUAAGCCCAUACGGACCGCAAGAAAAUAACAGAUUUGUUUCACCACACGUGUAGCAAAAUUAAAAUGUUGCCAAGGUUCAUUAUAUAUGAAGGUCUAUAUUUAUUUUUAAAAGGCUCGGCUACCGCCUGACUUGUCACUGCAGCUUCAUUCCUCCAAUCCUAGACUUCUCAUAUAAUGAGGAGAGAGCAUAUAUUUUCCCACGUUGUCAGAGAGAAGUGUCUCUGUGUCUUGCUCUUUGAAUUUGUGUUUCGGCUCAUAUGUUGUAUAAUUUUUUUCCUACCAUGCCAGGCACAUUUUUGCCCUCAGAGUUUGCAUGUCACCUUCUCGGGGUCUUCCUCUACAUGCACAAAUUAUCCAACACUUAGGAUUUCCUGCUCAACAUAAUUGACUCAAUGACCAGGCACAACUCCUGAAAGAAGUGUGAGGGGUUUUCCUGCAGACACGACAAAGCACAGCCCCCGGAUGGAGUUUAUUUUUAUUUUCUUUAUGCAACUAAUAGACUAAUGAAAAUUGCUCUCGCCAAAGACUUUUUUUUAGCUGACCAACGUUUGGUGUACUAUUAGGGGGCAGCCCUUCCUUAUUAAAUUCAAUCUCAUGCUGCUUCUUCCUGCAUUCAGUUGCUUUGACUGUAGCUCUUGUGAUAGUCAGUAUAAACACAGAGAGGUAUUAAAACACGGUUGUGAUGUGUUUAGGUUUAUAUCUGUCCUUUUCUGUUUGACAGAUUUGUCUGCCCUCUUAUCUCCCAUGGCGUCUCCAGGAGUGUUGCUUGACUGGACCGCAGCCAGAUUUGAGCCCGGCCCAGUGCUGUCCCCUCUGACAGCCAGCCCGCUGCAUCCCAGGGAGGACACCAGGUCCAAUUUCAGAUACGCUGAGGAUUUGCCUGCUCAGCUGAUUAAUGUGCCUUACACCAACACAGCAAGUAAAUCUGCUGAAGAGGGGAAAAAAGAAAUUCCCCAAAAGGACAUUGUUCUGAAAAAUGCUGAGUCAUGGGCAAAACUGGUGAGGCAGUCAGUAACUACAACUGCUAUCAAGUCGUCCAAGGAGAGCUUCAAACUGUUCCGUAAGGUUGCUCAAAAAAAGGAAGAACUUGAAAAAGCCCUGAAGAAGAAACAGGAGAGGGAGGCUCCUGAGAAGAGCAGCUUACCAGGCCCUUGUGAAGCAGACACUAAUCUACAGCCUAUUGGGGAGGAUCCUGAAUCACCCGAGAGCGUUUCUAGACAAACUCUAGACGCUACUAAGGAUGUUGAGCUGCAAAAGGCUCCUGUAGAAACCCAACCUCUAAGCACAGAGUCUGCGGUGGAUAUGAGGAGAGAGAUGGCCCGCAGGAAGGAGCAAGAACGACGCAGGCGAGAGGCUAUGUCUGGUAUAGACAUGUCUCUGCAGCGAGACAUCAUGAAUUCCUUUGAGCUCGCCCUGGACUAAAGAAACUACUUGAAAAAGAUAUCCCUCUGUGCCAAACUGAGCAUCGUCUCAGUGAAUAACCCGAGCUGCUGUGAAGAGUUAUUGUGAAAAAAAAACAUUGAACAAAUAUGAAUGGCCCCUGAAAUGUUGCACUGACACACUGCACUGUUGGAUUUGAGAGGAAUGGGGUGAUGCACCGACAAACCUUAAGCUGAUCUUUUGUGCAAGUUUAUCUGUUCUUUUCUCCUUUGUGUGAAAGUUGUGUAUGACAAGCUAUUUUGUGCAUGCAUAUACUGUAGUUCAAUUGUCACAUUGUCUUGUUUGCUGAAAAGUGGCAGUGUUGUUAAGUUAUGUUUGUUAAAUGAUCCCAUCUGAUCAACCCUUACCACCAUCUUUCACUUCAUCCUGACCAAACACUGUUAUAUGUUGAUGUUACAUGCACACAUGACUUUAUUUUCUUGCACAAAAGUACAUUUUGACCCAAGGUUGGUAGGUCCUUGUCAAUGUUUCCAAUGUGGAAUAGAAGUUAAUAAUCUCAGUUCCUUCGUUGUACUACUUGAAAAUGUCAUAUAUUGUGUUAACUGUACACACACUGCACUUUGUUGUUCAUACAGUUCUCACUGUUCCAAAGCUGCUUUUGGAGAUUAUCGACAUGUUCUAUAUGUUAGAGUUUGUUACAGAAAUAAUUUCUUCUUUUUUUGGAUCAAAGUAAUAAAGUUAUUUUCACUAAGCAAUCCGCAUCACUUCA